CAGCAGCAGCAGGUCCCUUGCGUGUGUGUGUGUGUCUGUGUCUGUGUGUACGUACGUGCGUUUGUGUUUGUUUAGUUUCGCGGAUGCGCUUCAAUGAGGGAAGGAAAAACAAGACACACACACACAGAGAGAGAGGAGAAAAACCUUUUUUCUCUCCCCCCUUCUGGCCUCAAAAAAGAAAGAAGAAGAAGAAGGCAGUUGGUUACAUUUGGUCGAUGAGCGCUAACGAAACGUCCGGCCCACCCAUCUCAAGAGUUGACGUCCAUUCAGUGUCGUUGGCAGACGUCAAAAAAGUGCAUCGCGAUAAUUACAGUGAGAAGAAUUUGAAAUUUUUUCCGGAUUUGGAUGUGUCCACCGAAAAGGAUCGUCGCAAUUCAAGAAAAGAGAAGAAAAGGAAGUUGGUCGCUCGAUGAUCAGCAGCUUAGCGCCCGGACGUCAAAACGGCAGCCAAGGCCCAUCCAGCGCUUCUCUCAGCGAUUCCGGCAUCGUCGCCGUGGAAUCAUGUCCUUGAGCCGCACUGUCGGCCGAGGACGACGAUGAACGGUUCGCUCUACGACGAUAGUCCGGUGGUGGGGUCGGCAGCUGAUCAGCACCGACGAUCAGCGAUUGCGUCAGCAGCUCAACAACAACAGCAACAACAACAACAACAACAGCAGCAGCAGCAACAGCAGCAACAACAGCAACAAGCGUCAGCGUCAGUAGGUCCAGCUUCGUCCACCAACGGAAACGUCCGAGGAGAACAAGACGAUCCUAAUCCGAAUCACCAACUCUCACCGUCUGCCGGUGGUGGCAGUUCGAGCGGCGGAAGUUCCGGUCCGUUGCACAUUCCGGCUAAAAGACUGGCGGUCGGUCAGACAGCGGCCGGUCCCGGAGCCUCAUCCUAUCCGGGACAUCACACCCAUCAUCACGUGACUCAUUCUCAUCACGAUCCAAACAGCGGAGGAGGCGGAGGCAGCGGAGGCGGCGGAGGAGGUGGAAUCAACGGCGACUCGAGCGGAACCAGCAGUCUACUAAGAGCCCAGCCUUGGCCGUACAGCGUUGGUGACGUCCAGGGUCAUUCGGCCGGCUCGUUCGAUCCUCAGUCGUACAGUCCCAGUUCGUUGGUACGCGACGGAAUGGCCGCAGCAGCUGCAGCCGCCUAUUACGGCGCCGAUCGGGCCAAAGCGGCGCUCAGUUUCUGGCCCAGCGACUACGGCAAAUACGGGGCGGCCGCUGCGGCCGCCGCUGCCGGUCAAGGACCUUCAGCCGGUCUGCCCACCUCGGCCGAAGCGGCCGCUGCCAACGCCCAGUUCAACGCCCAAGCCGCUUGGUGCAAUUACGCCGGAUACGGCGGACGCGUUCCCGAACCUCACGGGCAUCCAGGACUCGGUCCGACUCCCGGACAACCUGGAAUGGGCGUACCUGUGUCGGUGGCCGGUUAUCUGGCCGCCGAAGCUCACGAAGCUCGUCGCGGCGCCAUGGACGCCGCUGCCGCUGCCGCCUGCGGCUUCACCCACGACAGUUACGCCGGACUGCGAGGCUACGGACCCGGUCCCGAUGGCAUGCCGCCAAGCGUCUACGGCCCUGGUUCUUUAGGGCCGAAUCCGCUGGAAUGGACGGGCCAAGUGACGGUGCGCAAGAAGCGGAAACCUUACUCGAAAUUCCAGACGCUGGAGCUGGAAAAGGAGUUCCUGUUCAACGCCUACGUUUCCAAGCAGAAACGCUGGGAGCUGGCGCGCAAUCUCAACCUGACGGAGCGUCAAGUCAAGAUCUGGUUCCAGAACCGGCGGAUGAAGAACAAGAAAAACAGCCAGAGGCAACAGGCCGGUGGCAACAGCAGCAACAACAGCGGCGGAGGCAAUUCUAAUGCUAACGCCAAUGCCCAUCACAACAGCAGCCAUCAUCACCAUCAUCAUCAUCACGGCCCGCCCGACGGUCACCACCACCAUCACGCCGGACCCAUCGGGCCCGUCGUCCACAACGGCGUUCACAACAUUUGCUCGGCCAAGUGACGCCAUCCCUCAUCCGCCACAGACAACAACAACCAAUUUCUACUCUUGUG
Daphnia pulicaria is the source of this 2041-nucleotide messenger RNA. RefSeq names its product homeobox protein abdominal-B-like. Gene Ontology annotation, molecular function: DNA-binding transcription factor activity, RNA polymerase II-specific; RNA polymerase II cis-regulatory region sequence-specific DNA binding. The record is from RefSeq and is a predicted model, not a curated record. NCBI's taxonomy places the organism in Eukaryota, Metazoa, Arthropoda, Branchiopoda, Diplostraca, Daphniidae. Gene Ontology annotation, biological process: regulation of transcription by RNA polymerase II. Gene Ontology annotation, cellular component: nucleus. The coding region runs from base 537 to 1991 and encodes 484 amino acids. The transcript is spliced from 4 exons.